Bactrocera oleae (olive fruit fly) is the source of this 5599-nucleotide messenger RNA. The record is from RefSeq and is a predicted model, not a curated record. NCBI's taxonomy places the organism in Eukaryota, Metazoa, Arthropoda, Insecta, Diptera, Tephritidae.
UUAUUCACCUCGCUGGUGAAUAGAUUUAUUAAUUCUGUUGUGGAGUGCGGUAGUGUUUUCCGAGCGGCAUGUCGCGAUUUCUUUCGCAUUAAAUUUUUGAUUAUUAUUUGCCGUGCUCUUUUGUUGUUGUUGCGUUGUAUGCUGUUAAUUAAUGCUGAUUUUUAAAUUAAUUUAAUCAGUUGCUCUAAGCUUGCCAUUGAAUGAAAUAAAGUGUGUUGUGAAAUAUGAAUGGAAUAUGUCGGCAAAACACCGGUAAAACGUGAUUUAUCGAGCACCACCGAUUAGUGAAGAGUAUGCUUGUGCCAAAAAUUAAAAAGAAAAUAUUUAAAAGAUAAAUCAAUUAACAUGUAAAUAGUGACCUUAAAAAAAUAAUAAUUUACGAUUUUGCAAAAUAAAAAGUGUUUAAAGAGUGGCGUGACAGAAAAAGAAUCGGCAAAAUAUCUUUUGGUGGCGCAUCCAAUUGUCUGUUUAAUGUGUAUCUUGUUUUUGUCUGCUGUUUGGCCAAUCGGUUUGCGUCUGCCGGUUUGAGUGCUUCUUCGCCUGUUGCGUGCGUGGUUCACCAUUUGCGCGUGUGUUUGUGUUACAGCGUGAUAAUUAUAUGCAUGUGUGCGUACGUGCGGUGCAACGCGUGGAGCAAGUGGCAAGCUUCAUUGCCAGAUCAACAUCUUGCGCUGGCGCUCACCAAGCAGCAGAUACAAGAGUGAUAGCGCACACUUUGCUGCCAGCAAAAGCAGCUCAUCUCCAAUAACAACAGCAAAAAAUAAAAAUAAUUACUACAUACCUAGUACCUACAGUGCAGGCUUUAAUUGUUCCUCGUCAAGAUGAUGUUUACUCCCAACGUUUGACACCUUAAACAGUUACAGUUAGGUAGCUGUUUGUAAUUUGAAAUUGCUGUUUUUGCUUAUUCCUGAGAGUCCACCGUUUUGCCCUGUUCACCUUCAAUCAGCUGUUUGACUGCAGCACACUGUCGUGCCAAUUGGAUUUUAAUAUUUUAAAAUUUUACAAAACUGAUCAUGCGUAGAUCAGCGCUUAGCCGAAAUCACUACUUCGUAUUCGGCAUACUCGUGGGUUUGGCGCUAAGUUUCUAUUUGCCAGAAGAUGUUUGGGAUCUGGUGCAAAAAGAGGAAUGCCCCCAAGAGGCUGCCGAGAAUAGUCUGAUAGAAAAGUUCGGCGAAGAAUUCGAGCCACAUUUGAAUUUAAUUAGUAAACCUUUGGCGGCUAAGAAACCGGUAAGUGCAACGAAUGUCAUUCGUCCGCGCUAUUACUCCUCCGAGUUGGGUAUACGCGAGAAGAUCUUCAUUGGCGUGAUGACGUCACAGGAUAAUAUCAAUACAUUAGCGACAGCGAUUAAUCGCACCACAGCGCAUUUGGUGAAUAAAAUUAAGUUUUUCAUUAAUGCCGACAAUGUGAAAACGAACUAUAAACUCAAGAAUAUUGUCGGCUUCACGGACACACGCGAGAGUCUACGUCCAUUCCAUGUGAUAAAAUACAUUGCGGAUAAUUACCUCGAUGACUACGAUUACUUUCUGAUCAUGCCAGAUACGGUAUAUGUGGAUGCACGUAAACUGAAAGCACUGCUUUAUCACAUCAGCAUCACUUUUGAUCUAUAUAUGGGUGCCAGACUGGAGCUGAAUAUCGCGAAUGGCGGUAACAGUGCGGCGGCGGCGGCGGCGGCGGCGGCGGCGGCGGCGGCGGCGGAGGCUGUCGCGUCCGGACGUAUCUCGAAUUCCAAUGGUGUUGACGAUCUCGGCAGUCAAAGUGAUCGUAAUUACUGUGAUUUAAAUGCUGGCAUUGUGCUCAGCAGCAGCGUGAUACGCAAGAUGCGCAACAAUCUGGAUUGGUGUGUGCGUAAUGGCGUCAGCAAUGUGCAUAGCGUCAAUAUCGGUCGUUGUGUAAAGUAUUCAAGUAAUUUGUCCGGAUGUCAGACAAGCUUUCAGGGUGUGCAUGAAGACAUUUACGGUUUACAGCCACACAUCAAAUUGUUCAAGGAUUUAAAUAUACUUGCCAGAGAUGAAGCUUUCCGAAAAGCGGCUGCUGUGUAUCCCGUAACAUCAAUGGACGAUUUCUAUCGACUGCAUGCCUAUUUUUCUCGGCAUCACUUAGAACUGGUGCAGCAGCGCAGCUUUGACUUGGAGCGCAAAUCAUAUCAAAUAGCUAACGGUUCAAUAUCGAAUAACAUACUCGAAAUACGCUGGCCACUCGGUGUGCCACUUGGCUCAGCGCCCGAAACGCGACAUGACAUCAUAACAUGGCACCUCAUCAACAGCACACACAUCUUCCUACCCAACGCCGAAAAUAUCGUCGAGCCACUGAGUCACACUGACAAGUUGGAUUUCGACAAAGUGCUUGAAAUUGCAAUUGCCUAUGGCAAGCGGAAAUAUCCACACUUGCAAUAUGUUAAUUUGCAUACGGUUUACAGGAAAUUCGAUGCAACGCGUGGCAUGGACUAUCAGUUUCAUUUGAAUAUGCGCGACACCACACGCUACACCGACGAAUCGGUGACGAAGAGUUUUCAAGUUGUUAAACCGCUCGGUCGUGUCGAGGUGAUACCAUCACCAUAUGUCACCGAAAGCACGCGCAUCGCUAUAAUGGUGCCGACUUUCGAACAUCAGGCGGUGAAUGGUGUGAAUUUCAUAACGGAAUAUGAACGCAUUUGCAUGCAGAAUCAAGACAACACGUUUCUGCUGAUGAUUUUCCUCUAUCGCUACGACUCCAUAAGCAAAGGUGAGCAUGAUCCCUUCAAAAGUCUCAAAACACUCGCUUUGAAUCUGUCAACGAAGUACAAAAGCGAUGGUUCACGCAUAGCUUGGGUAUCCAUACGGCUGCCGCCAAUGCUUAGUGAUAUGCCGCCAAUGGCGGAUAUUAUGCUGAACUCCAUAUAUGGACGCAAUGAUAUUUUAAGCGUAGCAGUCGCUGAUCUGGCGCUGCCGAAAAUCGGCCUGGAUAGUCUGGUACUAAUGGCCUCCACAGAUAUUAGCUUCAAAGCGGACUUCUUGAAUAGAGUGCGCAUGAACACCAUACAGGGUUUCCAAAUAUACUCACCCAUCGGCUUCAUGAUGUAUCCCUGCAGACUGGCGCACUUUUGCAAACAAUGUGAGAGCUGUGAUGUGAGCCAAAGUUCUGGCUAUUUCGACAAGUGGAAUUAUGAUCUAAUCGCCUUCUACAGUCGUGAUUAUGUGCAAGCGCGCAAAUUGAUUGAGUCAACAUUGCCCAUCACACGCACCGACAAUGACAUUGAGCUGCUACUCAGCCGCAGCGUUCAGAAAAUCAACACCAUUUUGGAUAUGUUUGUGGCCUCGCAGCUGCCGGUGCAUAUACUGCGCGGCACCGAGCCCAAUUUGCGUUAUGGCUUCGCGAUCAGGAAUCAUAUAAGUAAUGGUAAAGAAAUGCUUAAUUGUCCGGCGCUACAAUCUAAUGCCGAAGCGGGUAAUAAGGUACCGCCACAGUUAUACAACGAAAUACCACAGCGUUACGAUGCGUUGCGCGUUGAGAGUGACACGGCGCAUGCGCACGGCUUGGACAGUCGCAAAUGCAUACAUUUGGCGUCGCGCAAACAAAUCGGCGACGCGAUCUUGCGUUUCGAAGAUCGUAGCAUUCUGCACAAAUAGAUAGUUAAGUGUACAGUUGCACAAAGCAAUAACGUGCGAAUUUAAGCGGUUGAAGAAAAUCUGCACUAACUCAUUGUGAAUGAGCGUAGUGUUUGAUUUUUUUUUUGUACUCUUUUUUUUUUGUUUUUUUUAAUGCCAACUUGGCUACUGCGCAGUUAAACUGCAUGCGUCAAGGGCAUGCUAACUAUUUAAUGCUCAAACAUUUGCUUUCGUUUAAGCAUAUUUUAUGAUUUUUCUUUUUUCUUAAGAAACGAAAAAAGUUAGUACUUUUUUAUUUUAGUCUACUAUGCCAAAAUGCUUGCACAAUUUUUUAAUUAUGUUACAUGCGAGUUGUGUGUGUAUUUUAGUGUUAAUUAAUUUAUUAUAAUUAUUUUAUUUUUCGUAUUAAAACGGCUGAGCUACAGUUGAUUCCUAUCGAUUGAAUGUAACGAAAUGACUUUUUUAUGUAAUUAUGUAAUUUACAAGUGCAUUAGUGCUAUCAUAUACAUACAUAUAAAUCUAUCUAGUGUGUAAAUAUGUAGUUUUGUAAGUGGCGCAGGAACUAUUUGUUUGUAGUUAUUUUUGUAUGUAUAAUGGCUGUUAAGUGUGUUUUAUCUACGUCAUCGAAGUAGAAAAAUGCCCAAACUUCUCCUUUCCAAUUGCAAAUACGUAUAUAUAUAUAUAUUUACCUAUCUACGCAUACAUACAAAUGUACGUGAUAAUUUGUAAGCAAGCAUUUUAAAGUAAUUUGGUGUUCAGUUACUAAUAUGCGACUUUCAAAUUACACUCUAUUUGUUAGCCUCUCGCAUGUGUCCUAUCAUUUUAGUGCCUUAAGUAUUUUAUAUUCAUCUCGCCAUGACUGCCAAGUAUUCUGUUUGCAUGAAAUAUGUAAUUUAAAAAAAUGUAUAUAAAUGUAUGCACGGACGCACAUACAUAUGUUAAUAUAUUUUUGUAUAACAGAUUGUAAUUAAAUAUUGUACGUAAAUGAAUUUCAUUCCUUAUGUAAAAAGGAGCGUGCUAUAUACAUACAUGCAAACCUAUGUAUGUAUAUAUUUGCAGUUUCCAGUGUAAUUAAGUGAAUUUCCGUUUCUUUCUACCUCUUUCUCAUUUUCCAUAGGAAACUAAAAAAAAAAAUAUAUAAAAAAAAUAAAAGAAUUUGUAAAUAGUUUAAUGUUUAGUUUUAAAAGAAAUUAUACUGUAGCUGUUAUAUGAUUAAAGGUGCCAAAGCUUUUAAAUUUCUAUUAAUUUGAUAUGCUCUAAUUUGUUUUAAGAAUAUGAACAACGAAAUAAUUAAAGUAUUAUAUUUAGUAAUAGGCAAAUUAUAUUAGCAGGGCAGUAAAAGUAAGCAAAACUCAAAGAUCUAUUGUAUAAAAUGAUGAUAUAAUUAAAAUUUGUUAUUUAAAACUCAUUUCAUAUAGGAAAAAUAUAUAAUUUCACAAAAAUUUUGUAUUUGUGUGCGAAUGUUCCCUACGAAAAGAUAUUCGAUAUAUGUUGUGGCGGUUAAAAAUGUUGUCGCUAAAACUUUUUUUUAAUCUAAACAGUUCGUAGAAUAAAAUUAUUUAUUAUAAUUUAUAUACUCAUUUAUAUGCAAGAAAAUAAGUGUUAAACGUCUCAAGUCACGAUAUCUCAUACAAUUUUGUUUUAUAAUAAUAUAUGUAUGUAUGUAUGUAUAUUGAUUUGCAGAAGUAUAAUAAAUUCAGUUGAGUGCCUAAAGUUACAUAUAUAAUAUUUAAAUUUCACUUCUAUCGAAUAUCUGCGCAUGUAUAUUGCAGCGCUUAUUCAUAAUACCAAUCUGCAUAUACAUAAAGGUAUUUUAUGUUUCGUAAUUAAAUUGGACACUAGAACUAGCGGCGCAAAACAAAUGAAUAAAUGAUAAGCUGUUUAAGUUAUUUUACAUGUGUAUACUUUAAAAUAAACUUUGUUAUACAUACAUACAUUCGUAUGUAGAUAAAAUGCAGUUAUAAUAUCGAUUCAAGCAAAUAAAAUAAUAAAAAUCAAAAGUUGAAUGUGGA